Molecule: messenger RNA, 2079 nt
Organism: Durotheca rogersii
Lineage: Eukaryota; Fungi; Ascomycota; Sordariomycetes; Xylariales; Xylariaceae
Exons: 2
Coding region: 1-2079 (692 amino acids)
Molecular function (GO): NADH dehydrogenase activity; calcium ion binding
Source: RefSeq, a predicted model, not a curated record
AUGUCGUCGCAGCUGCGCGCCGCCGCCGCUAUGGGCCGUCGCGUUGGCCCCCGGGGACUUCUUCCUAGCUGCAACCUCUUAUCAUCCUCGUACCCGGUCCUAAGACAGAGCCAUGUCCGCGUCCACGCUCGCCGAUCUGGCACCACCUCUCGACCGAAUACCCUCGCCAGGGGAGCUGUGCCACCGCUCUUCCCGUCGAGACUCCUCGCCCGCGCGCUGUCAGGGAGACCGCUCCCGCAGGGACGAUCGGCUGUCCUCAACUUCUUAUACCGCACCGCCGCUGUGGUCGGCACGGGGUUCGGGUUCAUGGGCGCGCUGCUAGCCGCCUUCUUCAUAUACGACUCGACGACGUACGAGGAGUCGUCGUCGACUCUCGGCGACUGCCACGUCUCCGAGGCAGCCCUCAACCCGCGCCGCGGCGGGCCCAAGAACCUCCCCAUCGUAGAGGCCCUGCUUGACGACGACGAGACGGAGGAGUCCAGGCAGAGGAAGACUAAGCCACACCUCGUCAUCCUGGGUGGCGGCUGGGGGAGCGUCGCCCUGCUGAAGCAGCUCAAGCCCGGAGACUAUCACGUGACCGUGAUCAGUCCCAAUAAUUACUUCCUAUUCACGCCGAUGCUCCCCUCCGCGACGGUCGGGACCCUGGAGAUGCGCAGUCUGGUCGAGCCCAUCCGCAGGAUCCUGUCGAGGGUUGGCGGGUCCUUCCUCCGGGCGUCGGCCGAGGACGUGGAUUUCUCGCAUAAGCUGGUGGAGGUGUCGCAGACGGACGCGAGGGGCGAGGAGGUACGGUUCUACGUGCCGUACGACAAGCUGGUUAUCGCGGUCGGGUCGGUGACGAACCCGUACGGGGUCAAGGGCCUCGAGAACUGCUUCCUGCUCAAGGACAUCAACGACGCCCGCAUGAUCCGGAACCGGGUGAUGAGAAACCUCGAGCUCGCCUGCCUCCCGACGACGCCCGACGACGAGCGGCGCCGCCUCCUCUCCUUCGUCGUCAGCGGCGGCGGCCCCACCGGCGUCGAGUUCGCCGCCGAGCUCUUCGACCUGCUCAAUGAGGACCUGUCAAAGCGCUUCCCGCGCCUGCUGCGCAACGAGAUCUCGGUGCACCUGAUCCAGAGCCGCGGCCACAUCCUCAACACGUACGACGAGACGCUGUCGCGGUACGCCGAGGAGCGGUUCGCGCGCGACCAGGUCGACGUGCUGGUCAACUCGCGCGUCAAGGAGGUGCACCCGGACCGCAUCGUCUUCACCCAGCGGGCCGACGACGGCACCAUCGUCACCAAGGAGCUGCCCAUGGGCUUCUGCCUCUGGUCGACGGGCGUGUCGCAGAGCGAGCUGUGCCGGCGCAUCGCGGCGAAGCUCGGCCCGGCGGCGCAGAACAACCGCCACGCGCUCGAGACGGACGCGCACCUGCGGCUCAGCGGCACGCCGAUGGGCGACGUGUACGCGAUCGGGGACUGCGCGACGGUGCAGAACAACGUGGCGGACAGCGUGGUGGCGUUUCUGCGGGGGCGGGCGUUCCGGCUGGGGCGGGACCCGGAGGCGGUGGAGCUGGGGUUCGGGGAGUGGCGGGCGGUGGCGGCGGAGGCGCGGCGGCGGUUCCCGCAGGCGGGGGCGCACCUGCGGCGGCUGGACCGGCUGUUCGCGCAGUUCGACCGGGACCGGUCGGGGACGCUGGACCUGGGCGAGCUGCGCGAGCUGCUGCGGCAGAUCGACAGCCAGCUGACGUCGCUGCCGGCGACGGCGCAGCGCGCGAACCAGCAGGGCGUGUACCUGGCGCGCAAGCUCAACCGCCUGGCGCGCGCCGCCCCCGGGCUCGCCGCCAACGACGUCCGCGACGGCGACCUCGACGACGCCUGCCACCCCGCCUUCGCCUACCGCCACCUCGGCAGCCUCGCCUACGUCGGCAACUCGGCCGUCUUCGACCUCGGCGGCGGCUGGCGCGCCGCCGGCGGCCUCUGGGCCGUCUACGCCUGGCGCAGCGUCUACUUCGCCCAGAGCGUCGGCGUGCGCACCCGCAUGCUCAUGGCCAUGGACUGGGCGAAGCGGGGCUUGUUCGGCCGAGAUCUCAUGAGUUUCUAA